AUGGAAUCGGUGUAGGUAUCCCUAUUGAUCUGGGUAUACUAUAAAUCCAUACAAACUCAUCCACCGGAGACCACACUCUUUGAGAACUGAGAGAAAGAUAAUCUAUCCUUCCUUUUACCUGACACACUGUGUGUGGACCAAGGCCAGGUAAAAGUGAGAGAGGACAAAAGCACAGAAUGUACACAGCAAAACUGGAACCCACUGUAAACCACUGACUGAACACAAUGUCCUUCCUCAGUGAGGGAAGAGACAGUCAAUAACCAUCAAUCUGUCUCACUCACCGUCAGUGAACAUACCCAAGACUGUCCAUCAAAACCCAGUUGUUCCUGCCGCCACCACAUGACCAGCUCUGGCCUUGAGACCGCCAGUCCUGUGUGAGUUAGUGUGUAACAGUGUGAGUGGAUGUAGCUAGGAUGAGGGGGCAGGAAGUGGGAGGUCCCACUUACAGUCAGUGAAAAUCCCAAGACACCCAAGAGACUGUCCAUCACAUCAAGACCCAGCCAUUACUGACUUUACAUAACCACAUAACCAGGACUGGCCUGGAGACAGCCAGUCCUGUGUGUGUGUGGAAGUAUCCCAGUGUGUGUGAGUGGGUGGAGGUAUCUAGGAGGAGGAGGAGGGGGUGACCGUUGUCUUCUCAGGCCGGAUGCAGAACAUCCUUGAGCAGAACUUAGACAUGGCCACGGCUCUGCUGGCGGGGGAGAAGCUGAAGGAGCUGAUCCUGCCUGGCUCUUCCCAGGAUGAGAAGGGAGGAAUGCUGGCCGGCCUCAUGGUCCAGCUCAAACUGGAGCUACCAUUUGACCGCGUCGUCACCAUCGGCACCGUCAUCAUACCCAUCCUGCUCGUCACUCUCGUCUUCACAAGGAACUUUGCAGGUCAGUGGGUCGGCCAGACGGCAGACCUGGCUUCAACUAUUAUUUGAAAUAAAAUACUUUAGUUGUGCUUGUCUGGGGCAAUUUAACCAGUAGAAUAGUUGCAAAAGUGCAAGCCCGCCCCCUUUGGCACUCCAGGCAGACUAGAGCAAAAGCUCAAAAUAUUUACAAUAUUUCGAAUAGUAUUUGAACCCAGGUCUGGCAGACGCCAAUAGCGGGGGCUGUGACAGUGCUAUGCUGACAGUGCUAUGCUGUAAACACCAAACACACCCAGCAGGUUGGGAAGGGAACUGUAUGUCCUAACGUGUUGUUGUUCACUCACAUUACAUCAGCCUCUCACUUUUCACUGAACUAGAACACAGAUACUAGUAGUCAGCUGUAGUAGCUUUAUGUUAUUCAUACUAUGGCAUUGGUAUAUUUAAAAAUCAACAACAAAGGUUUCUCUCACAGACAAAGCCCCAACAACAUUGGCAUUCGAAUGUCUAACAUAAAAGGAGGACAUUAUCCUGAAUAGUUUUGUUGUGCUCUAUUGGUGCUUUUCCACUGAGACUUACCCCCACACCAGGUUGUCACCAUUGUUUUAUGUUAAUGUGAGCUCUAGUGUUAUUGUGUUUCCAUCAGGAGUGUGACACUAAAGACUUGUGGUGAGCAGAAUCAACAACCUCAUUCAUGACUGUUGGUUUGUGAGAAGGUGUUAAUGUUCACAGUUAGCCAUUGUUAUGUAAAUGAGCGCUGAAAAGUGCCCAGGGCCUUAGCUCCAAGACAGAGUAGGUCCGCCGGAGCCAUGGCCCAGUGAGACACGGGGGCCGGCCCGCGUCGAUGGAAACAGAAAAGUCGGAGCCUUUUAGGGAAAACACUGGGGUAAAUCCUCAGACGAAAUGCACCAUAUGUUAUUUGAAUGAUAGAACUUCAUAGAGAGAUCUGGGAAAUGUAGGGUUAAGUAUGCUGUGCUUUUGGUAUUUGGUGUGAGAGAGAUCAGUGCAGAGAUUAGACUGGGCUACUGUAGUGAACAGAGAGGAGAGAAGAGAGAAAGGAAAGCUCAAUGCUGAGUCAGGCUGUCUGCAUAGCAGGACAAACCAGCUGUGAUUGAGCAUUUCACUUAGCACCGGGCGGGAGGGACUGGUCCGGGAGAGGAUGGGAUUGGGUGGGAGCCCAUCUCUGCAUUCUCUGCACUGCUCCUCCUCAAAACUCCAAAACAUGGGUUGCCCACGGGACCCAUUUGAUAGGCCCCACAAACCUCUGAAGUGCCAUGGCAGCAACCGAUGACAGCAUUGCAAUGUGCACUAUAUUACAUUUAUGUACAAUACAAUACAAUACCUAUUGUAUUGUUGUCAUUGGUUGCUACCCUUAAAUUGAACAAAUUCUGGUGGAUUUAAGUCUCAGGCAAAGUCCAAUACCAAAUGAAGGAGCCUACAGGCCAAAUAUGAACGUGUGCAAAUUUGAAGAACAAUAACAUAAACUUUCUCAAGCCAGAAAAACCAGACACGGUACCCACCCCAGCCACCAGCCACCUGGCUCAGCGCUCUGCAGUCAGUGUGUAAUGUUCUCAUGCUCAGUUCAACACUCAUUAAAUGAAAGUCACAAGUGCACCUCAGGGCCAGAUGCACCCCAUAACCUCCCAAACCUUGGCAGUUGGCCGCCGAAUGGCCUUGCUGCUACCAUGCUCAAGUAUAACAGGGAAAGAAUGGAUGGAAUACAAGUGUGGCUUGAAGUGAUGCCUCCUCCUCAGUCUCCUCUGCAGACGGUUUUAUACAAUGAAUCAGCACUUUCACUAUCAGAGGGAUGAGGCAUUCCUUUGUCUUCCAGAGAGUAAUGAAAUCUGAGAAGUCUUGGAAUGGAUCAAUGGUAUUUCCCCCACAUAGGAAACAUCUAUAAAAUCAACAUUAUACUGACUGUUAGAGGAAAGUUUGACAAUUCAAUUGAACUAAUUUUUUAUUAAUUUGAUUCACUUACUGUAAAUAGAUUACAAAUGUCCAUUACCCUCAGUCAUGUUGUAAUGUUGUCUGAUUAUGAGGCAAACUCUCUCCAUCUUUUCCCCUCUCAGAGGAGUCAAUCUACUGCUACACGCCUCACAACUUCACCCGUGACCAGGCCCUGUACGCACGAGGCUACUGCUGGACAGAGCUGCGUGACGCCGUGCCCGGGGUGGAGCCUGACCUUCGACCUUCGCUGUUUGAGCACAAGUUCCUACCCUACGCCCUGCUGGCCUUCGCCGGCAUCAUGUACAUCCCUGCUUUGGGCUGGGAGUUCAUGGCCUCCACAAGACUUACCUCCGAGCUCAACUUCCUGCUUCACGAGAUCGACAACUGCUACCACCGGGCUGCUGAGGGCCGGGCACCUAAGAUCGAGAAGCAGAUCCAGUCCAAAGGACCAGGUAUCACGGAGAAAGAGAGACGAGAGAUCAUCGAGAACGCAGAGAAGGAGAAGAGCCCCGAGCAGAAUCUGUUUGAGAAGUACCUGGAGAGGCGAGGCCAGAGCAACUUCCUGGCCAAGCUGUACCUUGCGCGCCACCUGGCCAUCAUGUGCCUCAGCUCCAUCCCCAUCUCCUACCUGAGCGCCUACUGGCACCGCCAGCGCCAGAACGAGUUCAGCUGUGCCCUGGGGGAGCCUCCAGACUCUAGCAGCAUCCCUGAGCUGAGGCUCAGCGUCAACUGCAAACUGCCAGCCGUGCAGCUGCAGCGCAUUAUGGCCGCCGUAGACAUCGCCCUGCUGAGCACCAUGAACCUUGUCAUCCUGAUCAACCUACUGCACCUGUUCGUGGUGCGGAAGUCCAACUUCGUGUUCGACAAACUGCACAAAGUGGGCAUCAAGACGCGGCGGCGCUGGCAGAAGUCCCAGUUCUGCGACAUCAACAUCUUGGCCAUGUUUUGCAACGAGAACCGCGACCACAUCAAGUCACUCAACCGGCUGGACUUUAUCACCAACGAGAGCGACCUCAUGUAUGACAAUGUGGUGAGGCAGCUGCUGGCCGCCCUGGCCCAGUCUAACCAUGAUGCUACGCCCUCUGUGAGGGACUCGGGCAUCCAGACCCUAGACCCCAACAUGGACCCCUCUCUCUUGGGGGUGGGAGAGCUGGGAGGGGAGCCGCUGGUCAUCAAACGACCACGCAAGAAGAUGAAGUGGAUCCCCAGCUCCAACCCCCUCCCUCAGCCCUUUAAGGUAGGUCCCCAUACAUAGGUGGCCUAAAUGCUGCCUGCCACAGGUUUGCCUAAACAUCAGACUGUUACCAUGGUUACCCCAUUGAUAUUCAGUCUGAAAGAAGUCUGCCUAAAAAAGACGCAAGUCUACAAGUCAGAAUGUUGAGUAAAAUGAUAUUUACCUUCACCGGUUGUCCGUGCUGUUGGUCCUUUUAUUUAAUUUUUUUAUUUCACCUUUAUUUAACUAGGCAAGUCAGUUAACCCUCCCGUCGUCCUAGGGUCAAAAUGACCCGCCACUGUGUUGAACCAACUUUAUUUAAUUUUUAUAUUUUUUGGAUCAUUUGUGAGAAGGAGGCAGUGAUACUUUCUUUAAAGUCUCACUGCCUCCUUCUCACAAAUGAUCCCAAAAAUAUAAAAAUUAAAUAAAGUUGGUUCAACACUGUGGUGGGUCAUUUUGACCCUAGGACAACGGGAGGAUUAAGAACAAAUUCUUAUUUACAAUGACGGCCUACACCGGCCAAACCCGGACGACACUGGGCCAAUUGUGCGCCGCCCUAUCCCAAUCACGGCCGGUGGUGAUACAGCCUGGAAUCGAACCAGGGGGUCUGUAGUGACGCCUCAAGCACUGAGAUGCAGUGCCUUAGACCGCUGCGCCACUCAGUAGGAGGUGGAGAUAGGGUAUCCACAGGAAAGUGUUGUUUACCCAAUUUAUUGAGGUUCUAUUUUCAAUCUCCUGACGCAAUGUAACCGAACGUAGUCAACCGAAGCACGUUUCCUCGCAAUCAGCUGGAAGCGUUUGUGAAAUUUGACAGCUGAUUGCGUGGGACAACGUUCACUCUGUGGUUCGGUUAGAUUCGGCCAUAUUGUGCAAGUGUUUGUCGCAUGCAAAAAAACGAUAUACAGACCAGCGUACUGAAGGUCGGGUUGAUAACGCUUCCUUGUGGAUAUUUUGUCUCACAUUACCUCUGACAUAGGAACAAAAUUGGCGGACAACAGGUAAAGUAAGUUGAAAUGAAGUUUUUUCAACAUUCUGACUUGUAAUGGGACUGUUUGUGAAUGCUGAGCCUACAUGUUAGAGAUGAGACUGUAAGUAUUUAAUUAUCUGAUUCUAAAAGAGGGUAGCCACAGGUCUGCAUAUUCUGGCCAAUUAUCAUGGGCUGGAAAUGCGAUCUGUUUGUCUAAAGCUGAAUUACACAUAGUAGGCUGUCUAUUUAUGUUAUGACUAAUUACCACCAAAUGAAAAAAGGAUAUUCCUGAUUUCCAACCCAAAUUAACUGAUAUUUGAUUCAUCUUCUCACACUAAGAAACCAACCUGUGGAUUUCCUUCCGGUUAAUACCUUAGUUAAUCUAAAUUAAUAUGCAAUAAAAUAGUCCUCACCCACCGUGCAGAAAAACCAAAGCACCACUUACUGUAGAGUGGGUUUGCUCAGUGGACUAGAACAAUACCUGCGAUAUUCGUAUCAGCAUUUAUUGAGAAGACUUUACAUGAUUUCCGAUUGAAAAGGCCCUCAGAGAAAUGAGGCCCUCAGCAAGAGAUGGUACCGAGUUUUUUCAAUUACAACUUUCUAAAGGCAGAGAACCUAAUCGGUUUCAAUCAUAACUAACAAUGUUAUAUUACCGUUUAAGGGAUUGUUCACUUUUUAAGUUUGAGCUUUUUUGCAAAUUAUCUAGGGUCUUGUCGUUUCAUCCCAACCAUUUAAAGUUUGUUAAAACCAGAGGUAAACCUUAGUAAGUCGGAAAAAAACCUUGGUGAAAUAAGCUAAAACUUCACAAGAGUGAACAAUCCCUUUAAUGGUCUAAUUCUACUUGGGAUAAUUGUACUAACUGUCCAUGUCUGUCCAUUGUGAAGGAACCUCUGACAAUGACGCGUUUGGAGAACAGCACUAAGACUGAGAAGCCCAAACCGGUGAGGAGGAAACCAGUGGCAGAGCACUAUGUUGCUCCAUUAAGCAAGAGCACACAGUACCCACCCUCUGCCAAAGGUACUGUACUGAGAGCAGUGACAUUACUGUAGAAAAUAAUGGUAAUAGAAAGUUGAGUAGGCUAACAUACAUUUUAUGGUUACUCUAUUUUGGAUAUUUGACUAAAACUGCUAUUUCAUAGAAAAGUGCUUCAGGAAUGCCACAUACUGUAAAUAAAGUUGUGCAACUUGUGCACCAUUUGGUCCUGCUAUUGUGUUCUAUCCCCCCUUACCAUAUCUGUUGAAUGCCGACUGCAGAUAUGAGCGCAAUGGAGAAAAAGCACAGUCGCAACUUUACCCUGGAUGUCCACCCAUACAUGCUGACCAUCCGUAAGCCCACCAAGGUAGAGACAGUCAGCACAGAGCCUCUGCCCCCUGACCACACCCUGGACUCUGUGUUCAUCGAGGGCACACACACCAUUGUCCAUGUCUCUGCUUCUAUCACAGGUAAGAUUGCCAUGCCUCAUCUCAGGAGGGAUCUGUCACCAAGGCAACCAAAUCUUAUUCUAUAUAUUCCUGUCUCCCCUGAUUAUUUUUGACAUUUUAGAGAAAGGAAAGAAAGGAGAGAACUGAGAAAAAGCCAACUCUAACAGAAUGCUUAACGUAAUGCAAUGGUGACCCAGAGUUUGCAAUGAUGACCCAGUUUUUCAUGACCACUUCGUCCUUAUAGGUUACAAGUAGGCUAUAACUAGGGUCUAAAGUUUUUCCUGGUUAGGUCAUGUGGUCAGGAAAAAAACUAUGGGCCUGUGUACAAUAUCUCUCUCUCUCUCUCUCUCUCUCUCUCUCUCUCUCUCUCUCUAGAAAAGAAAGAUCGCACCCCAGAGUCCACCAACACGGUCUUCUCUACAGUGACCGUCCCCACCAGCAUCUAUCUGAACGGUGCCACUCCCAACCCACCCUCCCUCGCUGACUGCCACUCUACAGAUUCGCUGAUCAAACAAGAGGAGCCUGAUGCCCAGGCUGCAGUCUUCACUCGGAUCCCUUCCCACCAGCUUAUAAGUAUGCACCAGAUACUCAGUAUGGAGGAAGAGGGAGCAGGAGGCCAGGGGGCCAGACUGGCUGAGAGACCCGGGGGGGAACUAAUCGCUGCUGGGGAGUCCUGA
This is a messenger RNA of Coregonus sp. 'balchen', 7072 nucleotides long. Lineage: Eukaryota; Metazoa; Chordata; Actinopteri; Salmoniformes; Salmonidae. The record is from the annotation of a GenBank genome assembly.